This is a messenger RNA of Aspergillus saccharolyticus JOP 1030-1, 2667 nucleotides long. RefSeq lists its product as uncharacterized. The transcript is spliced from 6 exons. Gene Ontology annotation, cellular component: fungal-type vacuole membrane. Lineage: Eukaryota; Fungi; Ascomycota; Eurotiomycetes; Eurotiales; Aspergillaceae. The record is from RefSeq and is a predicted model, not a curated record. Bases 1 to 2667 code for a protein of 888 amino acids.
AUGGCUGACGAGACAGCCAGGCCUCUGCUGGACAGUGAUUCCAGGCCAGGCUCUCCUCAUUCCUUCCCAUCACCAAAGGGUGGUGUAAAGACAGCUUCUCUCACUUAUCAGGAGCCUCGACCUUACGAAUUAUCCGACGAAUCCGCUCCUCUCCUACAUCGCCGGGAUGACGAUGAUUUUCUGGGGUACGGCGGGACCGACCCCAGAAACCGACGUGCUUCCGAGCCGUCACGCCCACUCUCUCCUGACACGGCCUUGAAGAAACGACGUGGUAGAAUUCAAUGGCCAAUCCUCUGUGCCAUGACCUCAAUUCUUGCGGUGGCUGCAAUUUUGGUCUUCGUUUUCAUUGCCCCAGCAGCUGUGAAGGAGUAUGUCAAGGAUGCGACAGUCUUCAAGCCCACCAAUAUAUCAAUCGAAUCGACGACUACCACCGGAGUUCGCGCGCGUAUACAGGGGAACCUGAAUCUGGAUGCACGGCGCAUUCGGAAAACACCGGUGCGAAACCUAGGUCGUUUCGUCACUUGGAUCGGAAGAGAGGUUGAAACAGGGGAUUCCGAGGUGGAAGUCUUCCUACCCGAGUACGGGAAUGUUCUGGUGGGCACAGCUUCUCUCCCACCACUCAAGAUUAACAUCCAGAACGGCCAUAUCAACCAUGUCGAUUUCAUUGCGGAUCUGGUCGCAGGUGAUGUUCAAGGCAUUCGAUCAGUGGCUUUAGACUGGCUAGACGGUCGACUGGGCCGCGUUCGUCUAGACGGACGAGCAACCAUGCAUCUCAAGUCCGGCUGGUUAGACUUGGGUGCACAGACGAUUACUGACUCAAUAUUUUUGGAAGAAGGCGACCUGCCUCCAUUGCCCACGGUCAAUGUGACCCAUUUCAACGUCCACGAUGCAGAUACCCCUGGAGACAAAGGAGCCAUGGUUGUGGAAGCCUCUGUGGCUGCUAUGAUUGAAUCUCCUUUCUCCCUGAACAUUCCAUCUCUCGGCUUCACGGUGCUUGUGCCCAACUGCUCACCAGGCGAUCCUUACAUCGCAGUGGCCGGUGCCAUGACUGAAGGAUUCCCAGUCAUUCCCGGUCAGCCGACUCUGAUUAGUGUCAGCGCCCUCAUUCGAGGUCUACCAGAUGACUUGACGACGGCUUGCCCGGGGAUGAAGAACUCUCCAUUCGACUUUCUCGUCAAAAGCUACGUCAAUGGUUCGGGAACGACAGUUUACGUUCGUGGGGCUGAUGCUCCCUCGCUGGAUACUCCGGACUGGAUGGUAGACGUGCUGAAAACUGUGACAGUACCGUUCCAAUUCACUGGCCAUGCUUUGGACAAUCUUGUGCGGAAUUUCACCAUGUCAGACGUGCACUUUAGCUUGCCAAACCCUCUGGCUGAGCCAGACUCGCCUGAGUCCCGGCCAACGGUCUCUGCCCUGGUUAAGGUUUUGGUAGGGCUGCCGAAAGAGCUGGGUCUCGAAUUCGAUGUGCCCCGGGUCCGAGCCAAUGCCGAUGUCUUCUACCUCGGUCAGAAGGUUGGGGUCCUGGAUCUUAUGAAGUGGCAACCGGCCAAUUCAACCUUGCUGGACGAUAUCGACGGCAAGCCGGCCGUGCUGGUUGAUUUUGCCAUCAAGAGCGCUCCGCUGGAAGUGACCGAUGACGAAGUUCUGACGGAUCUUCUCCAAGAUCUCAUCUUUUCUGGUCACACCGUGAAGCUCAACGUGACAGCGACUGUAGAUGCUGAGGUUGCCACGGGACUCGGAAUCUUGACGGUCCGUGAGAUUCCAGCAACAGGACAAUUUGUUGUCAAGCCCCCGUACGGUGGCUCUCUCGAUCAAUUCAAGCCACAAAUUGAGUCGCUUGAAUUAGGCGAUACGAGUGCGUCGUCACUUCUCGUGAAAGCGAAAGUCAAUGUUACGAAUCCUACGCCGUAUGCUGCUUCGGUACCCUUCAUAGAUUUUGUAAUGUUCUUCAAUGGCUCGAGAGUAGCCCACUUGACGGCGAAAGACGUUGAAAUAAUUCCUGGGAUGAAUAGCGGCCUUCGCGUGGAUCUUUCAUGGAGUCCUCUCGGCCUUGACGGACCAACUGGCGCUAGUGCUGGGAGGGAUCUCUUGUCCCAGUAUAUUUCAGGGUCAAACACCACAGUCACUGUGCGCACACACGAGAAGACUAUUCCGGCAUUACCUGGACUAGGAAGGGCGCUUUCGAGAUUAGCUCUCGAAGUGCAGAUCCCUCAUGUGCCCGUUCCUCAGGCUCCGGGGCACGAGCCUGAUGCAGGCAACGGAUCGAUGGGAUUCAUACAGGGUGCUACGAUGCACUUGUGGUCAUCGACGGCAGAGUUCACACUCUCUUCACCCUUUCCCAACACAACUAUUGAGAUCACUUCAGUUGAUGCUCAGGCGUUAUAUCAGGCGGAGGAUGAAGAGGCCGAGGUCGGCUCGAUUGACUAUCGGAUACCGUUCCCAGUGCCUCCAGGCGUAUCUGUAACUCCGCGGAUGCCAGUGGAUCUCAAACUGGGUGGGAUUGGUUAUGAUGCCCUAAAACGAGCCCUUGGCGGGUCUCUGAAACUGGACGCCGUGGCUAAGGUAGGCGUGCAGAUUGAGCAUUAUAGAGAUUGGGUGAAGUACCAUGGCAAGGGCAUCAAAGCGAAGCUUUGCAACAUGGAAAAGUCACUGGCGCUGUGCCACUAA